Centruroides sculpturatus (bark scorpion) is the source of this 906-nucleotide messenger RNA. RefSeq lists its product as uncharacterized. The record is from RefSeq and is a predicted model, not a curated record. Lineage: Eukaryota; Metazoa; Arthropoda; Arachnida; Scorpiones; Buthidae. Bases 1 to 906 code for a protein of 301 amino acids. The transcript is spliced from 8 exons.
AUGUCUGGAGGAUUUUGGUUCACGAUUUCCAUUCCGUCAGAGGAAUAUGAAAGAAAUUUAAAUAAUAUCAAAUUAGAAAAAGAUUUUAAAGAUGUUGAAGACAAUUUAAUAUCAGAUGGAAUCGAAGAUAAAAAGGAGGAAGAUGAAGAAGAAGCCGAAGAAGAGAAGAAAGAUGAUGGAAAUAUUUCUUCAUCUGUAGAAGAUUUAAAGAAACAAAAACCAAGAAAAUCUACUGUUAUGUUUAUGGAUAACUCUUCUGAAUAUUCGGAAGAAAGAGAAUCAUUUCAUGAAGUAGAUUUAAAUGGUGAAACAUUGUUUAAGCGAUUAAGAGAUGCUCUGGAAAUUUUGGGAAUCGAUGAUGCUAUAUGGAUCGCGAGUGAGGAUAAAAAUUAUUAUCACGUUUAUUUUCCUUGCGAACCUGGGGUAAGAUGCGAUUAUGUUUUGGAUACUCUUGCAGAAAGAGAGAUUGGAAUGAAGGCAAAAUCUAGUUUAGGAAUCAUACCCUGUGCUGUAUUUUAUCGUGACGUGGAAACUGAAGUAAAAACACCGAUAUAUGAAGAAGAGGAAGAUAGCGAAGAUGCUGGAGGAACGAAAACAAAACCUGAUAUUAAAAAAUCAUUGAAAGAAGGUAUACGAAAUAUGCAAAGACAAUUUUUAAAAUCUGUAACUGCUCGUUUAACUGUAGCACAGGUAGUUGAAGGUGUUCGUGCAAAUGCCAUGCUAACUUUUGACUUUAUGAUGUUUACAGUCUUGGCAAGCCCUGCAAAAGGUUUGUUAAAGCGUUCAUGGGUGAAUAAAGGUCAACCAGCUGUUGCAAAAUGUCAAAGGGACUAUAGUGCAGAAAAAGACGAUAAUCUGCGUCAUCAUGAUAGAUCUGUUUUUCCAACCAAUACCAGUCGCAAAUGA